GACGGUGGAGGGGAGGGGGGCGCGGGAAGCUGGGACCGAAGGCUCCCGGGGCGGUCUCUGGUAGAUGAGGAACAAAGUUCAUCGGCUCAGUGCACACACUCCCCGCCUCCUUUUCCUCCUGGUUGUUAUUUCCCCGCCCCUUACACUCGGGCCCUUUCCCCGCCCAUGCUCCAUCCCCAACCCGCUUCCCCUUCGGGAUGUGGGGCUGACAGUAUUCCAUCCUUGGGCUGUGUGGGGACAUUUCUGAGUUUGGUCUGGGAGAUGUUUCCUCUUGUUUGGGGCAGGAAAGAGUGCAGGAGAGUGGGAAAAGGGUGGCUGGGAUCUCUCAUUCUCAUUUUAUUUCGGGAGAUUGGCUGGCAUUGACCUUACCAUCUGGUUUGCAUUUGCUGGCUGGAUCUCCCAUUCUUCUAGCCAGUGUACGAAGUGCUGUGUGCUCGUGGAUUUGGCCCUAUUCGAGACACAUAGGCAGUUGAAAUUCUGGAAUGAACUGGAACUGUGGACUCAUUUAAGGACAUCUCAACCCUGUAGGCUGAUGUACAUUAUAUCACUGGAUAUAUUUAAAGAAGAGUAGACAAUUUUUUUGUUAGAUCAGGCAAUUGUGACACAGGAGGUCAGGCUUUUGGCAAAUCACUCUCCUCACCUGAAUCUUCUAACAUACCCCUGCCAAGGGAAUUUAUGGUAGUCAGUCAACCUGCGCAGUCUUUGAUGUGGGAGAAAACAGAACUACUGGGGGAAAUGCAUUCAGCUACAGAGAAAAUAUACAGACCCUUCCUGAACCACCCCUCCAGUGCUGAGUGCCAAAAGCUGCAGCAUGAACUCGAGUGAUGAAGGCAGCAGGACACCGACGCCUCAAGGUGAUGCAAGUUGCCUCAGAAAUGAUGGGAGGCCUCCACAAAGUGGUGCUAAAGAAGAUUCCAAUUGCCUAAUCCAAACUGCUGAAGAACAUUACCAGGAUUCUCAGCUCAGAAUCACCAGGAGCAAAAUGACGAGUGACGUCAUCCCAAGGGAUAAGCGGAAGCUGCAGACCAGCAGGUAUGCGGAGGAGUUUGUUCCGAAGAACGGGAAGAUUCUGAAGAACAAUGACCACUUUGAGGCAGGUGACUGGGGUGCACCGAUCUCCCUGAAGAAGGAGUUCACCUUUAGUGUGUGUGGAGACCCUGAUAACAUCCAUUAUGCCUUCGCUGGUGACCCAGGCGACACCCUGCUGUCUGCGCUGAAUUCCUCCUGCGACUUUGAGGAGAAGGUGAGGAGUGACAGCACCAUCCUGGCCUACGGGGAAGGGCCUCUGAAAGGACUGGUAAACUUCAACAUCCUGUGCCGCUAUCUGCCGCAGCACACCCACUUCCGCCUGGUGUUCCUGCGUUCUGCUGGCCGGGAGGGUGGCGCCGGUGAUCAGCCAACGCAGAUGCCGCCGGUGCAGUCCACCAACCGGUGCCACGUCCUCUUUUACAUCGAGCCCAGCGGCCGGACAGUAGGAAACACCACCCAGCGGAUUGUGGUGUCCGACCGCAUCGCACAGGGCCAGACCAAGCUCUGUGUGCUGGGCUUUGUGGGCGAGACCAUCCGGGAGGCGCUGGCUAAAGACGGACGCUUCGACGUACGUCUGGAGGAUGACACACACAAGCUGCUGGAGAAGGUGGAGCCGCCGUGCAAAAUCCAGUUCAAUCACCCCGUGGAUGCGUUGCACAGCCGCAGCUUCCAAGUGGAGCUGAGCGUCGCCAAGAAGAAGCCACCCCCCUCUUCCUGCUCCUCCACUGCCGCUUCCUCCGACGACAAGAGCGCCAGGCCCAAGGGUAGCCGGUCUGCUGAGACACCGCCGAUGCAGAUGCUGCCCAAGCGGGAGGCAGAUGGCAGGGUGUCGGAGAACAGCCGUUACCCCCUGCCUAGGUGGCAUGUGGAGGCACGGCGUGCAGCCCUGCUGCGGUUCAAGCAGGCCAUCAGCCGGAGCGCGGAGCUGGCAAACAUGUCAGAGAGGCAGUGCCUGAACCGGCUCUACCAGGAGGCCCGGUCGCCCAUCCCUGCCCGGACCAUCCGCCGUGUUGGUGAACGCCUCUCUGCUGUGGGCUGCCUGGCCUGGAGAUCGCUCAACGCCCAGGGCACCGGCACCUGCUUCCUCCUGAAGGACUCCUACGUGCUGACCAGCUACCAUGCAGUGGAGAUGCUGGCACAGGGCAUGGAACCGGGCUGCUGGCCCACUGCAAUCCAAGACUAUGCAUACGUUACCUUUGGCUUUGAGGAGGAUGGGCAGGGGUGCCCGCCACUGAAGUUGACUGGCUGGCUGGAGCUCUACGAUCAGGCCCUCGACUACGCUGUGCUGGAGUUGGCGACCCCAGCUGGUGUUCCAGGGCUGCUGGAGUCUUCAGUCACCCCAGCCCAGGCCGGCAACCUUUACAUCGUCGGCCACCCAGAUGGAGAGGUGAAGAAGGUCUGUCCUUGCUCAGUCAUGAGUGGUGAACAGCAGGGAGCCGGUGACUCCACACAAUACCUGGAGAACCUGCGGUCGGUGAUCCCUGGCGAAGCUGCUGAAUGUUAUCUCCCCGAUAUGGUGUUGGUCGCAAGCCAUGGUUUCAGCAGAGUGAGACACCCCAACGCCACUCCCUUCCGAGCGGAUUACCACCAUGGUGCCUCAGGCUCUGCAAUAUUGGACUCAGAGGGAUGUGUGGUUGGAUUACACUGCGGGGGUGAGACCCACAAGAGGAACAAAGACCCCGAGAAGUUCUACAUUGAAUUUGGGAGGUCCAUCAUGCUCAUCAUCCAGAAUAUAGUUAGCAAAAGUGACACUGUCACAACCGAAAAAUCAAAGCAAAUCAUUGCGGCAUUACAAAGUUCUUUAAAGUGAAAUGGGUGUACCCAGAGGUGUGACAUUGUACAGGAGGACUGUAAUCCAGAUAUGGAAGUUAUGUGUUUGGAAAAGGUGUGAUCUAAAGUUUGUUUUGAAGGUUUCCACCUGAAAAAUGAAUCUAUCGAUUGAAGAACACAGACCCCUGUAUUAUACUUGAAUAGUGAUUAUGCCAAUGUCCUUUACCUUGCAUGUGUUUUAAAUAUCCCAGCCACUGGGGAAAUAUAUUGGGGAUCUUUUUGUGUGGUGUACAAAGUACAUUUAUAUUGUCUACACAGCUCUAUGCUUGGGAAAUAAAGAAAAUGAGAAAAUAAAGAAACCUUCACUGUUCCUAAGUGUAGGCUAUAGAAGGGGAUAUGGUUAAAAAAGAAUCUUUAGGACCACAUCCUACCUGUAUCUGUCAUAAUUUAGAUGAAAUAAAUUGAAUUAUUCUCUGAAGUUAUUUUUUUAGUUCACCUUUUCUUCUGUAUCCACUCCCUCACGCUCCUGCCUCCUCCCGUUUACCCUCUCCCAAGUUCUUUCAGACAAAUGCCUGUUUGUAAGCCAAGUUCAGGAAGGUGCAUGUCUCGGGUUGAGCCCAUUGUCAGCCUUUAUACAUUUUACAUUGCUUGAUAGGACAAGGAUAUUGGUACUGUUACUUCCCUACCCAGCCCAGCUAUUGUUGUGCUCAUUCUUCCCUUCUCCAAGGCCAAGGGGUUUGAGCCAUAACCGCCAGAGCCCAUGAAGCAGGUGGAAUAGGAUCAGCGCCAGGGAUUUGUCUGUGGCCUCUGGUUUACAUCUAAACAAAGUUACUGUUGGUGUUUGAUCAGUCUUGGACUAGAUUUUGUGGCACUAUAUUAUCUCUGCAUUAAUUGGUCAAAGUGUUUGCCCAGUUUGAAAACACUAAAUUGACCUGUUUGCAUAUAAUUUGUAAAUUUUUUUUCUUUUAAGUUCAGAUGAAAUUUCGUUUAAUAAGUUUGAGUAGAACAAAGCAGUUUGAAUAAUUCAUUAAACAUUUGGCAUUCCACAACUACAUGCCCUCAUCCCAAUCUCAAAGAUUUCAGGAAUCAAGAGCAUCUUAAAAUGUACAAGAACAAACAAUUGGAUGCAGAUCUAGCUAAUUUAGAAAUUGGAUCAAGUUUGGCAGGUUUUCAAAUGCUGCUGUAGUGUGCCUAAAGGUCCAGGAAUGUACAUUUAUUCCUCUGUCUUGUGAAAGUUGUUACAAGGUCUUGUUUCUCUUUCAAAUGCCUUCAUUUAUGGGGGGUGUUGUAUGUUUGUGUUGCAUUUGAUGUACUUUACAAUGACACUAGUAUGUCUUAAGAAAUAAAGUUAGCUUUAUGCCAUUAGUACACUGACUACAUUAAUUUGUGUUUCACUUUUAAGUGUUAGGAUAAAGUCCUGAAAAGCUAUUUAAAGGGGAGAUGGUCAUCUCUUUUGUCUUUUUAGGCUUGAGAAUAUUCUUUCAUGCACUGUUUGGCAAUUCUACAAUGAGCAAAUGUUGAAUAAAGUUAUUUUCACUUUUUA
Messenger RNA from Hypanus sabinus (Atlantic stingray), 4342 nucleotides. Its product is annotated as serine protease FAM111A-like. The transcript has 5 exons. Bases 812 to 2839 code for a protein of 675 amino acids. The record is from RefSeq and is a predicted model, not a curated record. NCBI's taxonomy places the organism in Eukaryota, Metazoa, Chordata, Chondrichthyes, Myliobatiformes, Dasyatidae.